AUGUCUGACGUCGCGGGUGCCCCCGGUCCGUCAGGCUUUGGAGCCAAUGGCCGUACUCAGAAUGGAUCUACUCGCGCCACUCAAGGCCCGGUCCCUGUCAACCCACACCCUGCAAGUGGUUUGCGGACGCCCACGGAUAUCAUGAGGCAACGUCGGGAUCGAGAGGCUCGCAAGAAAGCAGAGCAGGAGGCGAGGGAUAGGGAGCAGGAUGAGAUCGAGCGCAGACAGCAACAGGAGCAGAAUAGGCCCGGUCCAGCUUAUGCUGCUGGCGUUGCCGGUGACAGAAACUCGCAACGAAGGACGCAAAUCCCAGAGCGGUCUUCCACAACCACGAAACGACCAGAGCCUCAAGCCUCUGCGUCUAUCCCUGGAACUGGUGGUGCACAUGGACCGCUGAGGCCGACUACCUCGGCUGGGCAGCCUAGUGCAUCUCAACAGCCUCAGGCUGCCCCGCAGAGCUCUGCCGGGUGGUCCAAGCAGGCAGCUCAGGCGGCGUCUGAACAGCCAAGUUCCCAAGCCCAACAACAAUCUCGUAGAAUUCCGUUUCCUCACGCCUUCGAACGAUGGGAAACACUCUCGUCCCACUGGGAGGGUUUGACUGGUUACUGGAUCCGCAAGCUGGAGCAGAAUAAUGAAGCGCUCGAGCGCGAUCCUCUUAAUCAACAAAUGGCGCGCCAGGUGACGGACCUUUCUGCCGCUGGAGCCAACCUCUUCCAUGCUGUUGUCGAGUUGCAACGCCUGCGGGCCUCAUCGGAGCGGAAGUUCCAGCGUUGGUUCUUUGACACUCGUGCUGAACAAGAACGCUCGAAAGAGUUGUUAGCGGAACUAGAGAGGCAGGUUAGGACUGAGAGACAAGCCCGGUCUGAUGCUCUCACUUCACUGCAGAAAGCAGAGAGCGACAAGUCACGCGCCGAAGAGCUGCUGAAAGAAAUGCGCCGUGAGUUGCAAAUUUCCAAAGACGAGGCCCGCCGCGCAUGGGAAGAAUUGGGUCGGCGCGAACAAGAAGAACGCGACCGCACUACAUCCCUCCGGAAUGGAGAACCUACAUUAGUCGGAGGCGUACAGGUCGUACCGAUGAUCCCAGGCCCCGCCAGUCGGCAUAAUACCAAUCGCCCGCCAACCCGAGAAAGCCCAUACGCAAGUGGUGAGAGCGCCGCGAGAACCACAGCGGUGACGGAAGGUCAAUACUAUGAAACUCCUGCAUCCCCAACCGGCACCGAUCCUUUUGUGGAAGGGCAUAGGCCCAUCCAGGAACCUCCAUCAUCAUCUCCGGAAGCUCAGAGACAAUAUCCUGGACAUUUCUAUGAGCAGGGUGCCGCAUAUCCAGCUCGGCCAACGUCUGAGAAUGAUGACCGCUCCUACGGCCCCAGCAUUGCUAGUAGCGAGCAAGGAGAAGAAGAGGCCGGCAGCAGCUACCGCCGCAACCCGCAGGGCCAGUCAACUGCUUACCAACCUGCCAUGUCCGAAGCGAGCGACGAGUAUGAGCAUGGGUCAGUAGAGGAAGGCGGAUACCCACCCAGUUCUAUGCCCACAACAUCCGGACCUCUCUAUGGAGGCUACACCCAGUCUGUCGAUUAUAGCGGCUCGGGAUGGGGUGUAGGGACAGGUUGGGAGUCCGUAACCCCGCGCCAUCGUCAUCCUACGCGCCUCAGCGAUGUAAUCGAAGAAGAGGAACCACGGACGACUCCCAGUCGGGCCAGCUUAGCCAGUCGAAGUGUACAGUGA
This is a messenger RNA of Aspergillus luchuensis, 1725 nucleotides long. RefSeq lists its product as uncharacterized. Lineage: Eukaryota; Fungi; Ascomycota; Eurotiomycetes; Eurotiales; Aspergillaceae. Bases 1 to 1725 code for a protein of 574 amino acids. The record is from RefSeq and is a predicted model, not a curated record. The transcript has a single exon.